This is a messenger RNA of Kwoniella botswanensis, 1575 nucleotides long. RefSeq lists its product as uncharacterized. Gene Ontology annotation, cellular component: membrane. Gene Ontology annotation, molecular function: transmembrane transporter activity. NCBI's taxonomy places the organism in Eukaryota, Fungi, Basidiomycota, Tremellomycetes, Tremellales, Cryptococcaceae. The transcript is spliced from 6 exons. Bases 1 to 1575 code for a protein of 524 amino acids. The record is from RefSeq and is a predicted model, not a curated record. Gene Ontology annotation, biological process: transmembrane transport.
AUGGUGACUACAAUUGGCGAAAGUGUCCAGGCAGGACUAACCCUGACCACCUCCAAUGACCCGCGAGACAAUCCUACAACUAUAAUCUCCUCGGAUGUGAAGGGCAGAUCUACGAAAGGUCCAUGGCAAAAGUUCGUAUCAUGGAUCUGGGAUCCCGAUUACUACGAGAAAUCCAACGCCGAACGAAAGCUUGUCUUCAAGCUUGACUGCGCUCUGUUGUCCUUGUUGUGCUUUGGAUGGUUGAUGAAAUACAUCGAUCAGACCAAUUUGGCGAAUGCUUAUGUCUCUGGUAUGAAGGAGGAUUUACACAUUGAAGGUAACCAAUAUACAUGGAUGCAAACUAUCUACAAUGUCGUGGUAUGCGUCAUGCAAUUGCCUUCAAACUUGAUCGUCCUGAAGGUGAGACCAUCCUGGUGGUUGGCCAUGUGCGAGAUCGGCUGGGCGAUCUUCACUUUCGCUCAAGCGGGGGCGCAAAACUACCAACAGAUGUAUGCCUUCCGAUUCUUCGUGGCAUUCUUUGAGGCGGCGUUCCAGCCUGUGGCAUACUUCAUCCUCGGUUCCUGGUACACAAAGACCGAGCUCGCGAAGCGAGCUUCCAUUUUUUAUGUCUCCGGACCGAUCGGACAGGCUUUCUCGGGCUUCCUUCAAGCCGCCGUCUACAAAAACAUGGACGGACUUCACGGACUAGCGGGGUGGAGGUGGCUGUACAUUGUGUGUGGUAUAAUGACCAUUCCGUGUGGAAUUGCCAUUUUUCUGUUUUUACCGGACUUCCCCGAAAACUGUAACGCCUGGUACAUCACUGAAGAGGAAAAAGAGAUGGCUAAGGGGCGUUGUGCAAGAAACGGGACUAUCACCCUAUCGUCGGCUCUUAAUGUCCGAACUCUCAAGAGGGUCAUUGCAAAAUGGCACUUUUGGUUGCUCAUUCCCACCUACAUCUGUUAUGCUUACGGUAUCCAAAACUACAAUUACUUCGGUAUCUACCUGAAGGCGGCUGGGUACUCUGUCAGUGCGAGGAAUGUCUUACCCGCUUGCGCGAAUUUGAUCGGUAUUCUGCCACAAUUGACCUGGGGUUGGUGUUCAGACAGAUUCAGAAGUAGAUACGCCUGGUGUCUCAUUCCAUGCCUUUGGGGUUUAGUUCCAACGGUGAUCUUGGCCGUCUACCCCGACUCUAACACCUUGAAAGUUUUCGCCUUCAUGGUCACUGGUACCUACUUUGUCACUCAUAUCUGGUGGAGUUGGGUCAAUGAGAUCUGUCAAGGUAGUAUGGAAGAAAGAGCCUUCAUCAUCGCUUCUAUCAAUUGUGCUUUCUAUGCCGUCAAUGCUUGGCUGCCAACGAUUAUUUUCCUGCAAACUGAAGGUCCUAGAUUCCCUAAAGGUUACCCUACAGUCUUAGGGUGCAAUUGCGCAGGUAUGGUCGGCUUCACGAUCAUUUGGCUCUUGCACAAGAGGCAGAUCAGACAGGAAGAAGCCGAUUUGGUUGGUACAGUGGAAGAAGCCGGAGUACCAAUGGAAGAGGUCGACGAUAAGGCGGUGGAUGACAAGAACGUCACUCAAGUAUCUGUUCUCAAGGCAUAA